AUGUCGUCCACGUUUGCCAUCAGUCCGUCAUUGUCGCGUCAUCCACUCACUCACUCAUUCACUCACUCAUAUACUCACUCCUUCACUCACUCACUCACUCACUCACUCACUCACUCACUCACUCACUCACUCACUCACUCACCUACUCAGUCACUCCUCCACUCACUCUCUCAUCACUCCUCCACUCACUCUCUCAGUCAUCCACUCACACACUCACUCACUCACUCACUCACUCACUCACUCACGCACUUACUCACUUUGCCUCUGGGAAAGCCCCAGAAACACAAAAACUGA
Molecule: messenger RNA, 294 nt
Organism: Habropoda laboriosa
Lineage: Eukaryota; Metazoa; Arthropoda; Insecta; Hymenoptera; Apidae
Exons: 3
Coding region: 1-294 (97 amino acids)
Source: RefSeq, a predicted model, not a curated record